AGAGACGGUAUAUACCGAGUACAUGCAUGGCACGGCGCAGGGAUUGAUCCCUAUAGUCAGUGCAGUUAUCACUUGACCUGCUGGACUUAAAGCAGUUUGCAGCUGUCAGGGCAUGCUGGGAGUUGUAGUUUUGCAAUAGCUGGAGAGUCACAGAUUGGGGACCACUGCAAUAAGGGCAUGUUCAGGUGAUCGAUAGCAGUGUGUUAGGUUCCCCCCAUUUACUACGGUGACAAAACUGCAUAAGAGAGGCCCUUUUUUCUGAUUAAGAUCUCUGCUUGUUGACAAUGAAUGGGAAAUCUACCAGUUCAUUACAGCAGCUCUGUGCAGAUGUGUAAGCAGGACUCGUCUUCAGCCUCUAUGAAAAUGGUGACAAGCUGAGGCCUAUUAGAAAGUUGCAGACAUUUACACCACUGUGAAGGUUUACAUGAUGAGACCCUGUCCUGGGCCGAUCGCUGUGGUGCGCAGUGUGUGGUCUGACUGCUGUGGAGGUUGCAGUGUGUGAUCUGACGGCUGUGGAGAUUGCAGUGUGUCGCGCAGUAUGUGUAUUUUGACUAGUGUGGAGGUUGCAGUGUGUGAUCUGACGGCUGUGGAGGUUGCAGUGUGUGAUCUGACGGCUGUGGAGGUUGCAGUGUGUGAUCUGACGGCUGUGGAGGUUGCAGUGUGUGAUCUGACGGCUGUGGAGGUUGCAGUGUGUGAUCUGACGGCUGUGGAGGUUGCAGUGUGUGAUCUGACGGCUGUGGAGGUUGCAGUGUGUGAUCUGACGGCUGUGGAGGUUGCGGUGUGUGAUCUGACGGCUGUGGAGGUUGCGGUGUGUGAUCUGACGGCUGUGGAGGUUGCGGUGUGUGAUCUGACGGCUGUGGAGGUUGCGGCGUGUGAUCUGACGGCUGUGGAGGUUGCGGCGUGUGAUCUGACGGCUGUGGAGGUUGCGGCGUGUGAUCUGACGGCUGUGGAGGUUGCGGCGUGUGAUCUGACGGCUGUGGAGGUUGCGGCGUGUGAUCUGACGGCUGUGGAGGUUGCGGCGUGUGAUCUGACGGCUGUGGAGGUUGCGGCGUGUGAUCUGACGGCUGUGGAGGUUGCGGCGUGUGAUCUGACGGCUGUGGAGGUUGCGGCGUGUGAUCUGACGGCUGUGGAGGUUGCGGCGUGUGAUCUGACGGCUGUGGAGGUUGCGGCGUGUCUCGCGGUGCGCAGUGUGUGAUCUGACGGCUGUGGAGGUUGCGGCGUGUCUUGCAGUGUGUGAUCUGACGGCUGUGGAGGUUGCGGCGUGUCUUGCAGUGUGUGAUCUGACUGCUGUGGAGGUUGCGGCGUGUCUCGCGGUGCGCAGUGUGUGAUCUGAUGUGCCCCU
Bufo gargarizans (Asiatic toad) is the source of this 1342-nucleotide messenger RNA. RefSeq lists its product as uncharacterized. Lineage: Eukaryota; Metazoa; Chordata; Amphibia; Anura; Bufonidae. Bases 539 to 1195 code for a protein of 218 amino acids. The record is from RefSeq and is a predicted model, not a curated record. The transcript has 2 exons.